Messenger RNA from Acanthochromis polyacanthus (spiny chromis), 3811 nucleotides. RefSeq names its product CD5 antigen-like. NCBI's taxonomy places the organism in Eukaryota, Metazoa, Chordata, Actinopteri, Pomacentridae. Gene Ontology annotation, cellular component: membrane. The coding region runs from base 339 to 2339 and encodes 666 amino acids. The record is from RefSeq and is a predicted model, not a curated record. The transcript is spliced from 10 exons.
UCAAUAAUUUGAUAUGUUUGGUUCACCAUAAAUAAUUCUUUAAAUGGUCUGUAUUUAUACAGCGCUUUUACUAUACCUAUAAGGUACCCAAUGUGACAAGAUGCAUCACAUUCACUCAUGGCAGGAGCUGCUGCGCAAGACGCUAACCAUGACCCAUCAGGAGCAGUUAGGGGUUCGUCGUCUUGCUCAGGGACACCACAACACGAGCUCUCCAGGCCAAGGAUUGAACCGGAUCUUUGCUGUAAAAUGUUUCCUUAAAGCAGCAGCAGGAGGCUGAACCCACUCUGGUCUGAUAAAGACGUUAAAGGAGGAAAUAAGUUCAGUCUGCAGCCGCCGACAUGGACCUCAGAGCUCUGACGCUGUUUGUGGGUUUGUGCAGCUCAGCGAGUCCUGCUGAGGUCCGGCUGGUCGGAGGUCCGAGUCCCUGUUCUGGCAGACUGGAGCAGCAGCGUCAGUCGGACUGGGAACCAGUGAGGGACCAGAACCUGGACUGGGACCUGACGGCAGCAGAUCAGGUCUGCAGGAGGAUCAGCUGUGGUUCUGUGGUUUCACUCAGGAGAACUCUGGACCAGGAACCUCCACAAGACUUGGUCACCAGAGAUGAGUCCAGAGCUGAAGGAACUCCAGAACGGCCCCCCUUCAGAGUGGAGAUCACCUGCUCAGACUCUGUGAGGCUGGUGGACAGGUCUAAUGUGUGUUCAGGUAGACUGCAGGUGAAGAGGAACCAGGUGUGGUCCUCAGUGUGUUCAGAUGGAUUUGACCAGCAGGAUGCUGAGGUGGUCUGCAGGGAGCUGGGCUGUGGUUCUCCUUCAGGGUUUGAGGAGGAACUCUAUGGAGAAGCUCCAGAGUGGAUCCCAGAGUUCCGGUGUGGAGGCCAUGAGUCUGCUCUGCUGCACUGUGAGCGCUCAGAUAGAGACACCUGCUCACCUGGAACCACCGUCACACUCACCUGCUCAGACUCUGAUGAUGUUCGGUUGGAGGGAGGAGCCAACCGUUGUGCUGGUAGACUGAAGAUGAAACAUGAUGGAGUCUGGAGAGUGAUGAAAAUCCCAAACCCCGACUGGAACCUGAAGGUGGCGGCUCUGAUCUGUGGACGGCUGGACUGUGGUCCUGCAGUCUCAGCAGUAAACAGACCAGAAUAUCCACAUAAAGACGCUUGGUGGAUCAAUCCCUACUGCCCUCUUUCUGCUCUGAAGCAAUGUGUGACAAUGAAUCAUGAACAGAUCUCUGACAGCUUGGAAGUCACCUGCUCAGACUCUGUGAGGCUGGUGGGCGGGACUCACCGGUGUUCAGGUAGACUGCAGGUGAAGAGGAACCAGGUGUGGUCCUCAGUGUGUUCAGAUGGAUUUGACCUGCAGGAUGCUGAGGUGGUCUGCAGGGAGCUGGGCUGUGGUUCUCCUUCAGGGUUUAAGGAGGAACUCUAUGGAGAAGCUCCAGAGUGGAUCCCAGAGUUCCGGUGUGGAGGCCAUGAGUCUGCUCUGCUGCACUGUGAGCGCUCAGAUAGAGACACCUGCUCACCUGGAACCACCGUCACACUCACCUGCUCAGCUUCAGACCAAGUGAGGCUGGUGGGAAACAGAAGCACCUGUGCAGGUGAGCUGCAGAUGAAGGUCCAUGAAGAGUGGAGGCCUGUGAUGGACAGGGACUGGUACCGGAACCACACCUGGACAUCAGCAGCAGCAGCAUCAGCAGUGUGUUCUCAGCUCGGAUGUGGUUCUAUCGUGACUACAGAUUUAGAGAGAAGUGGAUCAAGUAGACAUGUGUGGCGUAUCGAGUCCUCCUGCUUCCAGUCGACUAUUUCCCUUCAGGACUGUCUGGUUCUGAACAAUGUGACUGAAUCUUCCUGGAGUCUGCAGGUGGUCUGUUCAGAUCUGCUGGUUCAACCAAACAUCUCCGUGUCUUCGUCCCGUCUUGAAGUCCAGCAGCAGAAGGUUAGGGUCCUCUUGGGCUCCAACUUCAGCAUCAUCUGCUCCACCAGGCCUCAGUAUCCAGGAGGUUCCUUCCAGCUCGUCUUCAACUCCUCCAGCUCAACGCUCAACUACGUCCUUCCAGCCGUCACACAUUCGGCCGUUUUCCUGUUUCCUGCUGCAGAAGGCCUCCACAGAGGGACGUACACCUGUAUUUACCACCUCUACGUCUUCUCCCAUAACUUCUCCUCCACCAGCCGGCCCAUCUAUCUCAUCCCCUCAGCUCCUCUGAUGGAUUUGAUCAUCAGACUUGUCGUCCACCUGCUGGUGAUGGUUCUUCUCAUCUCUGUCACCUGCUUCUACUCUAGAAAAUACUCUGUAGAAACCAGAAGCAGAAAUGAAGAAACAAACGUCGUCGCUGAGCUCCAGUGAUCCACGAUUUACCAAGAAACAUCCAGAAAAUGAUCUGUCUGCUUUUGUCCAUGAAAUAAACUUUCAUCCAGAAGUGAAACAACAACAACUUCUACAGAAAACAACAAUAUUUCAGCUGAUUUAAAUCCAGGAAAAAAUACAGUCAGGUUGGAAAAAUACUGAUUUUUAAUGUGGACGUUAUUUACAGUUUUGGUCUGUUUUUCAUGGUUAAAAUCUAAAUUAAUAUUGUUUUUUUAGUGUUUUUAAUGGAUAUUAUCUGGAAUUUAGCAAAACUUAGAAAAUCUGUCAUCUAACAGUAAAAAACAUAAAAUAUUUUAGUCCCUCAUUGGUAAUUUUUCUUAAAAAUGAAAUCAAAUGUCUGUAAAAUAAUCACAUUUUUAUGAAUUUCUAUACAAUAAGAAUGGCAGACAUGAUUUACAGUCUUCACCUGUUUUUUUAAACAGUUAUCACUUUUGUUCAGAGAUUUCACUCAAUAUUUUCUGUAAUUUAGUGAAACUGUAAAAUUCAGUAUAAUAACUGUUGUCAGUUUUCAUGGAUGGGAUCCCCUAGUCAGCCAUGAGGAUUAUGAAGGAGUGGCAGCAGAAUGAGAGAGCACAGUGUGAUAUUAUAACUGUGAUUUAUAAUGCUAAAUGCUGUAACCUGAUGAAUGUGUGAACUGACCAAACGCUACUUUUUAUCUUCUUUAAUUUUGAAACAGUGUAGAAAUCAGCAGAGUGCCUCAUUCAGAAGAAUGAUGGGUUGAUUAUUUUUAUACAUUGUUAUAAGUCGGUUGUUUCUUUAAAUGUGUCCUUUUUACAUUCUUUGAUGUUGAACGAUGAAUACUGUCUGAUAGGGUUCAGGAGGAGAGGAGUGAUUGUGUUUUUCAAAUGCAUGUUCCUGAACCUUUGUAUCAGAAGUGACCACUAGAGGGCAGCACCUCACUGGGAGCAGUGAGGGCCUUGGUUAGCAGAGGGGUCAGGAGGUUCAGGUUUACUAGCACUAGAUAAAUGAGAAUGCUUUCAAGGUUUAGAUUACUGUGAAAUGUAGAUGUUUACAGAAGAGUCUGAUCACCCUGGGAAGAUAAGGGAUUACUGAACUAGUGAGUAAUCUGGAGCUAAGAUAGGUUAGUAUUAAAUAACGCCCGUAGAGGUUCAUUAGCUCUGUAUAUAUUUUUGGGGAGUUUCUGGUAAGUCUGUGCACAUUGUGCAGAAAUGUGCAGUGUGGGUAAACACUCUCUCCAGCUUCCCCCUGGGUUCCUGUCGGGUCUCAGGUGAGCGGCCGGGUGUGGCCACACCGUCUGCUCUACUCCCUCCAAAUGACAUAUUUUGGGUGAUUAUUACUCUUCUUUAAUGAAAGCAUGGUACCAGUUAGGAGUUAUGAUGAGGGAUUUGAAUAUUAUCUAAUGUUUGAUUAUUUGUCUGAUGAUUUAUUGGCGAUGCUUUUGCCCUGCUGAGAUCUAUUUUAAUAAAGCUUUAUUCUGCAAUUAAAGACAA